AUUUCUUGAGCCGAUGUCGCCAUGUUGGAGAAAAAAAUCCUCCUCCUCCGUAAAAAUAAAAGGCUAAGGCAAGCCUAGAACGCGCCGCAGGCCGCAGAUCAUAACAGUGCAUAACAGGUCGACCGUCGGUGUGCGCGGUCGUGUAUUCUCUCGUUAAUAAUGAAGCGUAAAAAUGUGACGAAAAAUUGCCGGUGAUAAAUAAUAAAGGUAAACCAGUGCUACAGUCAGCGACACUCGUGAUUUUGACGUACGAUCAGCCGUGAUAAUGUUGCAUACGUGUUGUUCAGUAAUUGUAUCGUGGAGGAAUGUAAAUAAACCGUUGAUUAGGUGACUGAUUACCCAUUAAUCACGCAUAUUGAGGAACGAAUAUGCUUGUGGACAGAUACUCUGGUCAAGUGGAAAUCCAAAGAUGAAUUUGCUGAUAUACAGUGGACUCGGAGGCUCUGUGAUUCUCCUCAUAGCACUAUUUGGCCUAGGAACAAUUAUUAAAAUAAUUUUAUGCCUCUUCGUCUUAAUCUUAGGAACAUUAACUUGUAUAUACCGAAAAUAUGCGCCAAACCUCGAGGAGAAUAUCAAACUCAACCGAGAAAACUUAUUCAAGAAGACUGAAAAACUACAACGGACUAUCGAAGAGCUCUCGAAAUCCAAGGUGACAUUCACCCUGGACAAGCGCGUCACCGGUAGCCCAAUAAUUGACGAGUCCCUCCAGGAGAUCCUGGACUUCGUCCUCCGGGACUACGUCGAGCCCUGGUACAGCGUCCUAACCAACGACGACGAGUUCCCCCGUUCAGUCCGCGACACAGCUCAGAAAAUCGCGAUAAACAUUGCGAACCGCGUGAAGGACGUGGACUGGAUCCCCUACCUGACGACUCGUCUCGUCGACGACGCGGCGUCCCACAUGCGUUUGUACCGUCAGGCCCGCGCCAAGAUGAAACCCUCAAAGCCCCCGAAGACGAGUUCCUCGAGCAACUCGAGUGGCACCCCAAAGCGCUCGCCAAGCCACCGGCGAAACAAGAGCGAGACCGACAUCUCCUGGUACUCCCAGUCAAAAUUCUACAUUCCAAACUUGACGUCGUUAACGGAGCCCAUAGACUGUCAGAACGACGCGAAUAACGACCUCGAGAACAUCUUCUUCGACCUGGAAGUCCAGAUGGAGAACAACCUGAUCAGUCGUGACUUGGUCUGCACGAACGAGGAGCAGGAGCUCUCCUUCCUCCGGGAGUUGUCAGAGAUUCUGUUGUAUCUACUCCUCCCUAAAACCGACUUCGACUGCUUGACAGUGCGAUUCAUCCUUCGCGAGCUCCUAGUGAACGUCAUAAUCAUCCCCCUGUUGAACCUCUUCUCAGACCCCGACUACAUAAACCAAGCCUGCAUAUGGCUGUGCACCAAAGACUCGACCCUCCCGAGUGACGUCUUCCUGACGAUAAUAAGGAUAACAGACAGCCUCGAGGAGUUGACCGCCACGGAGAACAUCGUGUGCAGUGAGAUCGCUCAUUUGAGGUCUAAAGACUCUGGCGGAGACGACGAUCUGAUAGUCAAACAGCAGUUGAACAGUCUUCUGUACGUGAAGAAGAUCCUGGAGACGAGGAUAGUCAGCAUGCAGGACGGUCUCGACGCAGAGACUGACGGCGUUGGUGUCCCACCAGACUGGAAUCGUCUCCUCGUCCCAGGCCACAAGCUUGUUAACUUACCGCUGGACGAACUACUUAAGAACAACAUCGCUCUCAGCUACUUCAUAGACUACAUGACCAGCGUCAACGCAGAGGCCUACCUCUACUUCUACUUAAACAUUUACGGGUGGAGGGUCUCAGCUGAACAGCAGAUAUCGGACAUAGAGUUGCAAAAGCUACAGUCCAGCAACCAGUCGAGCCAAACUAAAAGGAAGAAUGUUAAUCUUGAGAAUCUUAAGGAAGCGGCUAUGAAGAUCCAUCAGCAGUAUCUCGGUGAGAAGGCAGUGACGCGACUGCAGUUGGAUGAUAACUUGGUCAAGAAUCUGCUGACGAGGAUCAAGGUAGAGACUGUCAAGGAGACCUGGUUCGAUGAGCUGCAGAGCUGCUGCUAUGAGAAGCUGAAGAACGAGGACAGAUUCCUCCCUUCGUUCAAGCGAUCGAUGUCUUACCUUAAACUACUAGCUGAGCUGGACCUCCUGAAGGAGGACGACAGCAAGUCUUUGGAUGGGAUCAGCCUGUCAAGUAUGAACAACGAGGUGGAUCCGAUGGACGACCUCUCCGGGAAUGAUCAGGUCAAGUACUCUUCUGGGGACAGUGUGAAGUCGAACUCCAAUUCCUCAGCAAGUUUGACGAGCAUGGAGAGGGAGAGUGCGGGCUACGACGAGCCUGAUGCCGACGGGAAUUUCAAGAGACCUUUCGACGUCGAGGGGAGAAUUCUCGAGGGCAAGGAGGCGUCGUUCUACCUCGAGGGACAUGCGGAGCAGAUAAUCAAGCUUGACGACGCAGCUUGCGAUCAGAAUGCCAUAAAGAAGCUGCAGCAGGGCAGGUUCGAGAUCACUGCGGAGAUCAUUGAGACUGGGGUUGUCAACGACAGGGGGAAGACCUAUGGGAUUUAUGCUGUUGCUGUCUCGAAGAUCUACGACUCUGGGUACAAGGAGAAGUGGCACAUCUACAGGAGGUACUCGGACUUUCACGAUCUGCAUCAGAAGAUCAAGGAGAAGUACUACGAUCUGGCGAAGCUGCCGUUUCCGGCGAAGAAGGCCUUCCAUAACAUGGAGAGGGCCGUUCUGGAGAGGAGAAUGGCGAUGUUGAAUGCCUGGUUGUGCAGACUUACGAAGCCCAGCAUCACGGAUGGUCAUAUGGGACUGCAGAACAUGCUGCUGGCCUUCUUGGAGCAGGGGGAGUAUGACAAAGGGGUCACUGGGGGCCACAUCUCCAGGACCAUUGACACUCUGGUGAAUCCUCUGAAGACUUCUAUGAAGAGUGUCACGCAGGCCGUUAAGACCAUGCCUGAUAAUAUGCUGAGUACUGUGGAUGGCGUCAUGGAUAAUAUCAGCAAGUUCUUUGGGAAUUCCAGGAAGAAUAGUGUGCUCUAUGAGAGCGUCAAGGUUGGCGCUGGAAUUGAUGCCGAGACGGAUGACAACAUACCCUUGAGGAUUAUUCUGCUUCUAAUGGACGAAGUAUUCGACCUGAAAGUGAGGAAUCAAUGGCUCAGGCGGAGAAUCGUCACACUCUUGAGGCAGAUCAUUAGAACAAUGUUUGGGGACAUUGUGAAUAGGAGAAUUGUAGAAUAUGUUUCACUGCUGACUAGUCCCAAGAAUGUUGCUACUUAUCUAAAGCUGUUUAAACAAAGUCAAUGGCCAAAUGGUGCGAGAGCAGAAGCAAGACCUCCCCGAGACAGCGAGACAAAAAAUCGAACUCGAGUUGCAGCUAAAAUUGCCCUCCUCUCCUGCCUAUCCGACGAAUUGAAACAUAUCAUUGGUAGUGAAACAACAAGAUGUGGACUAUUACGUGUAUUUGAGUUAUUUCAACGUCCAGUACUCAACAGAAGACUGCUCUAUGUUCUACUAGAAGGUAUUAUUGAGAAUCUAUUCCCCCAGAAUGACUUAGUAACCAUCAUUAGGAAAUUGUACUCAGUAUCGCCGAGGGUCAAGAGUAAAAAGACGAGCUCUUGACAGGAGUUUUAUCAGCAGAGACGAUCUAGUGAUAUGUCUUAAGGGGUUUCAUCUGCGAAAACAAAAUGAUGACAUUGAUGCGGCAUUUUUGUAGAAAUUUCAUCACAGUUAUUACAUCAUGUGCAAUUUUUCUAGAUUUCAUUUCCAGGUUAUUCACCUCAAUAGGAAGAUUUGAUGAGAUUUUUUCUUCUUUUGUUCGAUUAUUCAUGCCAAAUUUUGGCCAAAUUUAAAGUAAAACUUUGCUAAAUAUUUUUUUAAAUAAAAAACUAUUGAAUUUGAUUGAAUUUCAUUUUAUCACUCAUUUAAUUUAACUUUUAACGUUAUUUAUUGCAAGAAACACACAUUCUUACAAAUGGCCAUUGCCCGAGGGCCUUGAUCAGCCUAGAAUUCACUUCUUUUGUACAGUAUCAAAUUAGUUCCAUCCGUACAGUAUCAAAUUAUCUCUAUCUCGCUCAUUUAUUUAAUUAAAAAUGAAUAAUUCAAUCAUGGAAUUUAUGACGAAUUAAGAAAUUCCGUAAUUUUGAAAUCUAAAAAUCCAGAUUAAUGUCAUUAUUUUCAUUUUACGAACACAAUACCUUAAACUUAAAAUUUCAAAUCUUCAAGUGAUGGCUAAUUUUUCAUUGUCUAAAAUUGAGGAAGGGAAAAAAUGUGAAUCCAAGGCAACUUAUUUUGCUGGAAACAUCGCGUGCAAUUCUCCUGUAAUUUCUCUAGAUUUUGUUUCCAAGUUAUUAACCCCAAUAGGAUGAUUUCCUGAGAUUUUUCUCUUCUUUUGUACUAUUAUUCAUGUCAAAUUAUGUCUAAACUUGAAGUAAAACUUCGCAAACUAUUUUUUAUAUUAAAAACAUUAUGGGAAAAUAUAAUUUCAAUUAAGUAAACGAAUGAUAACAUUAUGAAAUUCCUUACGAAUUAAGAAAUUCCAUAAUUUUGACGGCUGAACAAUUCAUUUAGAUAAUUUAUGCGUAAAAAAGGGAAUGCCAUAAGAAAUAACUUUGAUUUUUAGAAGAGAGAAGUUGGAGAGGCAAGGCAGACGAAUGGGGAGCCUAUAAAACCGUAAUGGUAGUAGGAAAGAAAUAUGAAUUAAAAAAAAUUUUAAUAACUUUGAUUCUUAAUGAGUUCAAAACGAAAUCUAAAAAAAUUCUGGAAGAAUUCAGGCACAAUCCGACUGUCGUUAUCCCAUGUUAAAUCCAGAUUAAUGUCAUUAUUGACAUUUUUCGAACAAAAAACCUUAAACUUCAAAUUUUAAAUGUUCGAGUGGUAAUUUUUCACUGUGAAAAAAUGAGAAAGAAAAAAAGGAAUCUCAAGGCAACUUAGUUGCUGGAAAACCGAAUGGUCCAAGAGUCUGAGUCGUAUGAAAGGAAUAAAAAUAAUCGAAAUAUUAAAUUUUUACUUCAGUCGUAAAAUAUAAGAUCUACUUCAAGAUCAAUUUCUGGAAAUUACUUUCGAAUCUGAGGGAGAUUGAAGAAAUGGUGUGAUGACUUUCCUUGCAAAGAAAAAAAUCAAGGAGAAUAGCUAAAUUUUAUUAUAAUUCACCACUUCACUGCUGAAUUCAAUGACAUCUGGAGUGGAAUUGAGGAUAAACUCAAUAAUUUGGAGGCGACUAAAGCUAUAAAUGACUAAUGAGGGAACAAAACGAAAGUUCAAAACGCUUUCUAUUUACAACUUCAUGUAAUCAACAAUCAGCAGCUUUCAUUGAGAUCGUAAACUAGUGGAUAUUAAUCGUGGCCAAAAGAUAUUGUAGAAUAACUGUUCAACUGAUUGCCUAUAGGCUGCUGACCUCGCAUUAUCAAAUGAAAAUUUAAACAAUGUGAUUAAAGCAUGUUCAAGCAUUCCAUUAAACCGUGUGCUGAGAGAUAAUUGAAUAUUUUCUCAAACAAGUCUCGUUUGAAUCCUAAAAUUCCCAAGUUGAAAAUUUAAAGAACAAUAAAAUCUAGUGUUGACCGGUUGAAGACUGUCCGGGGAGGAAAAAGGUUUGUCGCAAAAAUAGAUUUAGUUCUUACAAAAAAUCGUUAUUUUCUGGUGAAGGAAUUGACAUUAUUUCUAGCAUUACUUUUUCGUUAUUUGAUACUACCAGACGUUUUUUGCUCCCGAAAAAUGUUAAUUUUUUUGUGAAACAAGGGACAGUAAUUUUUCGCUUUGUCCAGUUAAUAAUCACAGAUGAGACAUUGAUUCUUACAUGAAAUUUGUUGCAAAAAAAAAUUUAAUUGUUUUGAAAAAUUGUUAUUCUCUGACAGCAAGAAAUAUUAGAUUUUGAAAUUAUUUGAAUUUCAAAGUCUCAAAUUCAAAUUUAAUAAUUUCUUUUUUGAUCAUUUUACCUUGCAAUUUUUUUGGUUCAAACAAGACUUGAUUGAGAAGAACAAACAAACUCUCAAAAAAAUCUAGUUUCAGCAGUAAAAAUCGCAAGUUGAAAAGUUUAAAAAAAAGAAAAUCUAGUUCUGACCAUUUGAAGACUGUCCUGGGGUGGAAAAUAUUUGUCGCAAAAAUCGAUUUAGUUGGCCCAAAAAAGCUAUUUUCUGGCCUUAAAUUCUGAAUCAAAAAAUUUCUUUUUUGAUGAUUUUUAUCAAGUUAUUUUUUUUAGUUCAAGCAAGACUUGUUUGAGAUGUUGUCUAUUUUUCCAGACAAAUCUAGUUUCAGCCCUAAAAAUCUCAAGUUAAAAAGUUUUACAAAAAUAAAAUCUACAUCUGACCAUUUGAAGACUAUCCUGGGAUGGAAAAUAUUUAUUGCAAAAAUCGAUUUAGUUGUUCCAAAAAAAGCUAUUCUCUGGCCUUAAAUUCUAAAUCAAACAAUUUCUUUUUUGAUGAUUUUUAUCAAGUUAUUUUUUUACUUUAAGCAAGACUUGUUUGAGAAGUUGUCUAUUUUUCCAGACAAAUCUAGUUUCAGCCCUAAAAAUCUCAAGUUAAAAAGUUUUACAAAAAUAAAAUCUACUUCUGACCAUUUGAAGACUAUCCUGGGAUGGAAAAUAUUUAUCACAAAAAUAGAUUUAGUUGUUCCAAAAAAUUGUUAUUCUCUGAAAGCAAGAAACGUUAGAUUUUGAAAUUGUUUGAAUUUGAAAGUCUCAAAUUAAAAUUAAACUAUUUUUAAAAAUAUAUUUUAAUGUGCGAUUUUUGGGGUUCAAACAGGGCUUAAUUGAGAACUUCUACAUUUUUCUCUCAGCAUACUCACAACCGAAUUUGUGACUCCAGUCACUGUCUCAACUAACGUCUAUUUUCUGCAUCUUUUACGUGUAAAAAACAAUUUUUCUCGAUCCAAAUGUUACUUCGCACUUUUGGAUGUAUCCAUUUAUUGGUGAUAGUUUCCAGAUCUUCUAAUAGGUAAAUUAUGAAUCUUACAUUGUGUGGAUUAUAAAAGUAAAGGAUUACGAGUGCACGGGUUUGCACGACUGACUUUCUUUUACUUUUAUUCACUCGAUAAUUGUAAGGAGAUAAAACUAUUGAAUUGUAUAUCAUUGUCGUAUGUAUAAAAUGUUACAGCUUAUAUAAAGUGUUUACAUAAAAAAUAAAUGAAAA
This is a messenger RNA of Diachasma alloeum, 7128 nucleotides long. RefSeq names its product sorting nexin-13. Gene Ontology annotation, molecular function: phosphatidylinositol binding. The transcript has 7 exons. The coding region runs from base 410 to 3625 and encodes 1071 amino acids. The record is from RefSeq and is a predicted model, not a curated record. NCBI's taxonomy places the organism in Eukaryota, Metazoa, Arthropoda, Insecta, Hymenoptera, Braconidae. Gene Ontology annotation, cellular component: early endosome.